AUUAUGUGGCAAAGUUCUCUGCUUUGUUUCCGAGAAAGUUGAAGCAGACAAAGCAGAAAAAUUUCAGAUUUCUCUUUUCUCGGGUUUUGCUUAGCUCAAGCACACACGCACGGACGCUCUGAUUCGUCUUCUUUCGUUUGUCUUUCUUUUCGGGUCGAAUUUUUGUUUCCUCUUUUUGACAAGUCAUUUUCACGAUUCGAUCUCGAUUUGUGUUAUUGUGUUGUUCUCGUUUUGAAGCUCAAGUUCCGAUCUUUGAGGAUUGAGCUGUAAAAAGUUCGAUUGAGAAGAGAGAGUGGUUUAAGGUUUAUGGUUAAAUUGAAACUUUCGGGAAAUGGGCUGUGAGGUCUCGAAGCUAUCUGCAUUCUGCUGCGUUUCAGAGUCUGGAGGAUCGAAUCCUGAUGUUACAGGCUUAGAUGAGGAAAGGAGAGGUGAAUCGGAUGAUUUGCCCCAAUUUCGUGAAUUCUCUAUCGAUACUUUAAGGAACGCUACUUCAGGAUUUUCAGUAGAGAAUAUAGUUUCAGAGCAUGGAGAGAGAGCUCCAAAUGUUGUGUAUAAAGGGAAGCUUGAGAAUCAGAGACGAAUUGCUGUUAAAAGAUUUAACAGGAAAGCUUGGCCUGAUUCUCGUCAGUUUUUGGAAGAAGCCAAAGCUGUUGGUCAGUUACGGAAUCAUAGGAUGGCUAGUCUACUUGGAUGUUGCUUUGAAGGUGAAGAGAGACUACUUGUGGCAGAGUUUAUGCCUAAUGAAACUUUGGCAAAACAUCUUUUCCACUGGGAGUCACAACCAAUGAAGUGGGCGAUGCGACUAAGAGUGGCUUUACAUAUUGCUCAGGCGCUAGAGUAUUGUACUGGCAAAGGACGUGCACUUUACCAUGACCUAAAUGCUUAUAGAGUUCUCUUUGCUGAUGAUGCGAAUCCAAGACUUUCAUGCUUUGGUUUGAUGAAAAACAGUAGAGAUGGAAAAAGUUACAGCACUAACCUGGCCUUCACUCCUCCUGAGUAUCUGAGAACUGGUAGCGUGACGCCAGAAAGUGUGAUGUACAGCUUUGGAACUCUGUUGCUUGACCUUCUCAGUGGAAAACACAUUCCUCCUAGCCAUGCGUUGGACCUCAUUCGGGACAGGAACAUUCAGAUGUUGAUGGAUUCAUGCUUGGAAGGCCAAUUUUCAAGUAACGAUGGGACUGAACUAAUACGUUUAGCUUCAAGAUGUUUGCAGUAUGAGGCCAGAGAGCGGCCUAACCCAAAAUCUUUAGUCUCUGCAAUGAUUCCUCUUCAGAAGGAUCUUGAGAUUGCUUCUCAUCAACUGAUGGGCAUACCCCACAGUGCGACGACCACGGCUCUUUCACCACUUGGAGAAGCAUGCCUAAGAUCAGAUCUAACUGCUAUACAUGAGAUCAUUGAAAAGCUUGGAUAUAAAGAUGACGAGGGUGCAGCCACAGAGCUUUCUUUCCAGAUGUGGACCAACCAGAUGCAGGACACUCUGAUCUUUAAGAAAAAAGGAGAUUCUGCAUUCCGAUAUAAAGACUUUGCAAAUGCCAUUGAAUGCUUCUCUCAGUUCAUUGAGGUAGGGACAAUGGUUUCUCCAACUGUUUAUGCAAGAAGGAGUCUGUGUUACCUGAUGAACGAGAUGCCUAAAGAGGCACUAAACGAUGCAAUGCAAGCCCAAGUCAUAUCUCCUGCUUGGCAUAUCGCAUCCUAUCUCCAAGCUGUAGCCUUGUCAGCUCUAGGUCAAGAGAACGAAGCUCACGCUUCUCUAAAAGACGGUGCAAUGCUUGAAAGCAAAAGAAACACUCUGUGAUCUAGUAGUAUAUAAUAGUUGAACGGAAACUCUCUGGCCUUUGACUCUUCAUCAUUUGUUUAAAAAUGAAAAGGCCCAACCGGGUAAUUAUCUAAAACUCAUUAACAGAUCAUGGAUUCAAAAUUAAUUUA
This is a messenger RNA of Eutrema salsugineum, 1926 nucleotides long. RefSeq names its product probable serine/threonine-protein kinase At5g41260. The coding region runs from base 332 to 1795 and encodes 487 amino acids. Gene Ontology annotation, biological process: protein phosphorylation; brassinosteroid mediated signaling pathway. The record is from RefSeq and is a predicted model, not a curated record. Gene Ontology annotation, molecular function: protein kinase activity; protein binding; ATP binding. The transcript is spliced from 10 exons. Lineage: Eukaryota; Viridiplantae; Streptophyta; Magnoliopsida; Brassicales; Brassicaceae.